Physcomitrium patens is the source of this 1221-nucleotide messenger RNA. RefSeq names its product chlorophyll a-b binding protein CP26, chloroplastic. Gene Ontology annotation, biological process: photosynthesis, light harvesting. NCBI's taxonomy places the organism in Eukaryota, Viridiplantae, Streptophyta, Bryopsida, Funariales, Funariaceae. Gene Ontology annotation, cellular component: membrane. The record is from RefSeq and is a predicted model, not a curated record.
CACAAAAUCUAGACCGGGGGCGGGGAGGGGUGGAGCGAUCUCGGCCCCAUUGGAGGCCCGUGGUCGCCUUAUCCACAUCCAAUUGGCCGCGCGCCCGGUGAUCCAAGCCUGCGAGCCCCGCGACGCACCUCUUCAUGUGCCCCGGCUCUCCUGCAGCUCUCGCACAUACACAUACAUCGCAUUCGUCUCUCACACCCAGCUUGAGAUUCCGCUUGAGCCCCAGAUUUGGUAGCAAUCUGGUGUGGUGCGAUGGCAGCCAUGGCAGCAGCGAAGGCUGAGUUCCUGGGCCAAUCCGUGGUGGCCAGCAAGAGCGAGGUGGUGAGUGAGAGGAAGGGUGCUCUGCGCGUGGUGUCGCUGCUCGGGAAGGCGAAGAAGGCUGCCGCGCCGGCGAAGAAGGCCGCGGGGAAGGCCGCGGGCGCCGUGAAGAAAGCGAGCGUGAAGGUGAAUGUCCCCAGCAAUGAGGAGCUGGCCAAGUGGUACGGUCCGGAUAGGAGGAUCUACCUGCCCGAGGGCCUUUUGGCGAAGGACGAGAUCCCCGAGUACCUGACCGGAGAGGUCCCCGGAGACUAUGGGUACGACCCUUUCGGUUUGUCGAAGAAGCCCGAGGACUUCGACAGGUACCAAGCGUACGAGUUGAUCCACGCGAGGUGGGCCAUGUUGGGUGCCGCUGGGUUCGUUCUUCCCGAGGCAUUCAACAAGUUCGGCGCUGUGUGCGGGCCCGAGGCAGUGUGGUGGAAGACCGGAGCUUUGCUGCUGGAGGGUGACUCCAUCAAGUACUUCGGAGCCACCGUCCCCCUCAAUCUGGCAGCGGCCGUGAUCGCCGAGGUGAUUCUGGUAGGAGGCGCCGAGUACUACAGGUCGACCAACAAGUCUCCUUUGGGAUCGGACUUGGACCGACUCCACCCAGGAGGCGCGUUCGACCCAUUGGGACUGGCGAAGGACCCCGACCAGUUCGCGUUGUUGAAGGUGAAGGAGAUCAAGAACGGAAGGCUGGCAAUGUUCUCGAUGCUGGGAUUCUUCGUCCAGGCAUACGUGACCGGAGAGGGACCAGUGGAGAACUUGUCCGCUCACUUGAGCGACCCAUUCGGGAACAACUUGUUGACAGUUAUCCAGGGAACCGCAGAGCGCGCUCCAAGCCUGUAACUAGAUCAGCCGACAACUUCCCUGUUUCGAUUAUCGAACAAUGGGUAUAUAUGGGUGAAACCAUUGGAUAUUGAUAUC